Notechis scutatus (mainland tiger snake) is the source of this 1179-nucleotide messenger RNA. The record is from RefSeq and is a predicted model, not a curated record. NCBI's taxonomy places the organism in Eukaryota, Metazoa, Chordata, Lepidosauria, Squamata, Elapidae.
AGGUAUCGGCUAAGAAACAAGAAAAUCAGUGCCGCCCCCGUGAGACCCUUCCCUCUGCUUGGGAAAGCCAGCCUCUCAAGCCCCCUCCCUGCCACCGUGGGGAAUGUCCUUCCCAUCAUAGGGAACAUGGACCCGGCAGGAAAGGCCUCGUCCAGCACCAACAGGAGUCCCAGCCCAGAGAGCGGCGGCCCCCAGCUGAUUCCCCGUUGUAUGAACAGCCCUUCGUUACGGACUCUGGAGCACGUGAAGAAAGGAGGGAAGGCCGUGGCGAACAGCCAGAACCCGAUUUUGUCUCCCAACGAGCCUCUGCCUGAACAUCAAACCGGCUCCUCUCCGAAAACGCCUGUGAACCAGACCGCAGCUACCUCAGCAGGCCCUGUCCCUCCUCCCCCUCCCCUCCCUCCCUCCCCUGCCCUUUCGGGCAGUGAGAUCAGCCUCCUCGCCCCCAAACCCAGCCCUUUCACCGCCCGCCUGCCCAUCUACCCAGCUCCCUCGGAGGGCCUUCCGUAUUUCCAGGAUCCUCGGGCUCACCUCUCCUAUGAGGCUCCGCCUUACCCACCAACAGGAUACUAUCCAGGCCCCCCGGCGGUCGCCGCAGCUGUGCCGCCAUGCCUCCCUCGCUUUGUGAGGUCCAGCAACGUCUCAGAAUCCCCUCUACCGCCGGCCUCCCUGCAGUACAGCGAACAUUACAGCACCUUUCCUGCUCGGGACAGACUCACUUCCGCUUACCAACAGGCCCAACCGCAGCCCUACGGGCCGGUGCCGCCAGUUCCUUCUGGGAUGUACGCUCCGGUUUAUGACAGCCGGCGUAUUUGGCGACCGCUGAUGUACCAGAGGGACGACCUCAUCCGGAGCAACUCCUUACCUCCCAUGGAAGUCGCCCACCCCUCCGUCUAUCACAACUUCCUGCGGGAAAGAUACGGCUCUUUGGACAGCUACUGUUCGGUGCCCUGCCAGGUGCCAGCAGAGCAGAGGGCCGUGGCUUGGGCAAGGGAACCUUGUGGACAUCUGAAGCCUGCCUACGAGGAGCCUCUCAGGAAGAAGCCGGAGCAGUGGGCUCCUUGCCACGUCCCCAAAGUACCCCUGGUGGCAACUUCCACUCUUCCUGCAGCCACACCCUCUCCGUCCUCUCCUUCCCCUCUCUUCUGCGUGGACUUCAGUUCUGAAGUAAGGCCCCAA